This is a messenger RNA of Magallana angulata, 731 nucleotides long. RefSeq lists its product as uncharacterized. The record is from RefSeq and is a predicted model, not a curated record. The coding region runs from base 129 to 530 and encodes 133 amino acids. The transcript is spliced from 6 exons. NCBI's taxonomy places the organism in Eukaryota, Metazoa, Mollusca, Bivalvia, Ostreida, Ostreidae.
CUUCCUCUAGCAUAAGGAAACAUUUUCUGACAGUGUCUAAAAUAUGGUGUAAGCAGUUUCAAAUGAAAUGGACUUUUUUCUAUGGAAAAUGUUGACUGUAUUUGUCUUUAUUUUCUUUGCCAACAUCUAUGUCAAUGAAGGGUACAAUACGAGUAGUACAUGCCUACCACCACCAAAAUGCUGUAAGAGUUACCAUUCGAAUCAAUCCAAUCCAACCGUUUGUACUGGGUGUUUAUCAGGGUAUUUUGGACAGAGUUGCAUCUUUGCAUGCCGAUAUCCUAACUAUGGACAAAACUGUCAGUCAGAAUGUCUGUGUGAUGAGGAGAUCUGUAAUCAUAUCACGGGGUGUGAACAGAAAACAUGUCCGAAGGGAUAUUUUGGACCUAGUUGUAAUUCGACAUGUCAGUUCCCAUCAUACGGUGCAGGCUGCCGAUUUAAUUGUUCGUGUGACCGGCAACAUUGUGAUUCAAUCACUGGCUGUGCAACUUCAAUCAAAAAUGAGAUGUAUUGGACGACAGAACUUCCACUGAACACGUCAGGAAUAAAUAUAAUGUAUGUUUCUUAUGAACAUAAAACUUCAAAGAAAGGUAUGUAUGACUUCUAAACAACAAAUCCACGUGGUCAAAAAUGAACGCAUCACAUAAAGCCAUGCUUGUUAGCAUUUGCAUUAUCGGAAGCAUUUUUUUUAUCUUCUUGUUAAUAAUCAUUGUUUUAAACAAGAAGAAAAAUGU